Molecule: messenger RNA, 999 nt
Organism: Fragaria vesca subsp. vesca
Lineage: Eukaryota; Viridiplantae; Streptophyta; Magnoliopsida; Rosales; Rosaceae
Product: zinc transporter 11-like
Exons: 3
Coding region: 25-999 (324 amino acids)
Biological process (GO): zinc ion transmembrane transport
Cellular component (GO): membrane
Molecular function (GO): zinc ion transmembrane transporter activity
Source: RefSeq, a predicted model, not a curated record
ACCUUCCAUGCAGUCCAGUGGAAAAUGGCUUGCUGUAAGAAUCUUCUCUUCCUCUCUCUAUUCCUCUGCCUCGCUUUCUCUUCCUUGGCCUACAGCAACAACAAUGACAAUGAAACCGAAAAAGGCAACGGUGCUCCCAACCUUCGGUCUAAGUCUCUAGUCCUGGUCAAGAUAUGGUGCUUGCUGUUGGUAUUUGUUGGGACUUUUGCAGCUGGAAUGUCACCUUACUUCUUAAGGUGGAACGAGGCGUUCUUGGUUCUCGGCACGCAGUUUGCUGGUGGUGUGUUUCUGGGAACAGCUCUCAUGCAUUUCCUGAAAGAUUCAGACGAGUCCUUUCAGGGCUUGACUGAAAAGGAGUACCCUUUCGCCUAUAUGCUGGCAUGUGUGGGGUUCUUGAUCACUAUGCUUGCUGAUUGUGUUGUUUCUUAUGUGUAUGGUAAGCAGAAAAGCAGUACUAGUGAUCCAGAAGUUCAAGGGAAGGAAGAGGCUCACAAGGGCCAUGAUACUCACCACAUUGCAGCAGUUGGUUCAUUCGGGGACACAAUUCUGUUGGUCGUAGCCUUGUGCUUCCACUCUUUCUUUGAGGGCAUUGCAAUUGGGAUAGCCAAGACAAAACCGGAUGCUUGGAAGGCCUUGUGGACAGUGUGUCUGCACAAAAUCAUUGCAGCUAUUGCCAUGAGCAUUGCUCUCCUUCGCAUGAUUCCCAGUCGUCCCUUCAUAUCAUGUAUGGCAUAUGCUUUUGUAUUUGCCGUUUCCAGUCCAGUUGGUGUUGGAGUUGGGAUCAUAAUAGAUGCCACAACUCAAGGUGCCACAGCAGAUUGGAUGUUUGCUAUUUCUAUAGGUUUGGCUUGUGGGGUGUUCAUCUUUGUGUCAGUAAACCAUUUGCUUGCAAAAGGUUACACAGCUCAAAAUGCGAUCUCUGUUGAUAAACCCCAGUACAAGUUUUUGGCUGUUGUUUUUGGUAUAGGGGUUAUCUCUGUUGCCAUGAUCUGGGACUAA